AGCAAACGUCGGUUUAUUGCGAAAUCGAUGUCAAACUAAAUAACCUAAGAUAGCGGCAUAUUUCUAUUUUACAAAUACGACUAACAAGCGAUAAUUAUUAAACAUCCUAUGAUUUCUCAUAACUUAUAUAACAUCAUAUUAAAUCUCGAAUAAUCCCGAGGCUAAAAACAUGUUGGUUAACAACGUAAAGAGUCUCUUGAAUAGGCAACUGAGAUGUUGUAUUCAAACAACAAGUGUUCGAUUAUUGUGUACUGCAGAAGGUGGCUACACUUCUCAAGUCAAAGAUACUUUUAGAGGAAAUUACGAUGUCAUCAUUGCUGGUGGAGGAAUGGUGGGAUGCACUCUUGCCUGUGCCAUGGCAAAGAACUCAUUGCUAUCCAAUUUGAAAGUAUUACUGUUAGAAGCCAGUCCAAAAUCUGAUUACCAGCUGAAAUCAGAAUACAGUAACAGGGUUGUAGCUCUCAAUCAGAACACAAAGGCGUUAAUGACCUCACUCAAUAUAUGGAAGCAUGUUGAAGAUAUGAGGUUACAACCUGUCCGGUAUAUGCAGGUCUGGGAUGCAAGUUCAGAUGUGAUGAUAUCAUUUAGCAGCGCAGACAUGAUGGAUGAUGAUGUAGCAUACAUAGUAGAAAAUGAUCUCAUGCUUCAUGCAAUCAAUAAAGAAUUACUGUCGACUGACAAUGAAAAUACACAUAUUGUCUAUAAUGCUAAGAUUGACAGCUACCAGUUACCUAAAGAGAAGUAUUCGAGUCCACAAAGUAUUGUCAAGAUGGCUAAUGGAGACACAUAUACAUGCCAGCUGUUGAUCGGUGCCGAUGGAGCCAAUUCAGCCGUCCGUAAAGCAAUGGGAGUACAGUAUUUAACAUGGAGUUACGAACAAAUGGGUGUUGUGGCCACACUAAACUUAGCAGAAGAAUGCACAAACACCACAGCCUGGCAGCGCUGGUUGCCCACUGGACCUAUUGCUCUUCUACCGCUGGACUCUAAGCGAAGCUCUCUAGUGUGGAGUACGUGGCAAGACAACGCCAAGCAACUGCUGCAGCUGCCCGAAGAUCAGUUUGUCGACGCUCUGAAUGAUGCACUGUGGAAGCAGUACCCGCGCAGCAGCAGCGUGGAGACGUGCACGUCGUGGCUGAGCUCGUGCCUGAAGCAGGUGGGCAUGGCGGACGGCGCGGCGCGCCAGCUGCCGCCCUCCGUGAGCGGCGUGGCGGCGGGCUCGCGCGCCGCCUUCCCGCUCGCCUUCGGGCACAGCACGCGGUACAUCGCGCCCGGAGUCGCGCUCAUCGGAGACGCAGCUCACCGCGUCCACCCGCUGGCGGGCCAGGGCGUCAAUCUGGGCUUCGGUGACGUCAAGGAUCUGACGGAGCUGCUGGCUGAGGCCGUCUAUAGUGGCUUAGAUAUUACACACCCUAAUUGGAUGGAAAAAUACGAAAGUGUACGUCAAAGACACAACGUUCCUACACAAUUCAUGAUUGAGAUGUUACACCGAUUGUACACAGUGGACUUCAUGCCAGUAGUCUUAGCGAGGAGUCUUGGCUUGCAAAUCGCUAAUGCCUUGCAACCGAUCAAGAAACUGAUCAUGUCUCAAGCAGCAACGUAAGCGCGUCUCAAAGAAUUCAAUGAAAUGGCCGGUUGUAAGAUUUAAGGUUUUUUGGUAGACUUACCUGCAACUAAGUCAAAGCAAAGUAAAUUAUUGUUACGUUUAGUUAAUAAAAAGUAAUUUAUAUUG
Molecule: messenger RNA, 1729 nt
Organism: Trichoplusia ni (cabbage looper)
Lineage: Eukaryota; Metazoa; Arthropoda; Insecta; Lepidoptera; Noctuidae
Gene: Coq6
Product: ubiquinone biosynthesis monooxygenase COQ6, mitochondrial
Exons: 9
Coding region: 170-1600 (476 amino acids)
Biological process (GO): ubiquinone biosynthetic process
Cellular component (GO): mitochondrion
Molecular function (GO): oxidoreductase activity, acting on paired donors, with incorporation or reduction of molecular oxygen, NAD(P)H as one donor, and incorporation of one atom of oxygen; FAD binding; 2-octaprenyl-6-methoxyphenol hydroxylase activity
Source: RefSeq, a predicted model, not a curated record